AUGGAGGACGUGUCCAGGGUUGGUUCCAUGACCUCGAAGGGCUCCAGCAUCGAGUCCAGCGUUGUUCUCAGUGAGCGAUCGCUGAAGGUCGAGAUGCCACCCGAGCUCCUUCGUGGCGUCUACUUGCAUGAAUGCCUCGCUCAAUGGGGAAAGCACUGGGCUUCAAGCGACACAGUCGAACGGGCUUCCGACGUUCGUCUAAGCCGACCAACCCAGCGCAUAGACAACUUCCUGAGCCACGAUUGGAAAACAUCUCGCUGGCUCAAGUUGGCUGCUCUCCUGGUUGUCUUCAACUCAAGGGCAGCAGCAGUAGGAACUCUGCUGGUCAGCGUGGGCGUCGGAAUCCUACGAGCAUCCCAUGUGCUCCCGGAUGAGGCCUGGACGGUAGCGAUUGGCCACGCCACCUGGGUCUGCAUUUUUUUCGGCUGGCAGAGGCUUCGAUCUUUUUGCCGGCCCCGUACGGUGUUCUUGGACAAGCUUUGCAUAGCCCAACACGAUGUCGCUCUCAAGGAGCAGGGCAUACUGGGAUUAGCCGCUUUCUUGGCCAUUGCAGAUGAGCUCACCGUGCUGUGGUCCCCUCGCACGUUGCAACGGCUCUGGUGUGUGUAUGAGAUCAGCACUUUUCUUCGCAGACCGGAGAAGCGAAAGCAAGUCAAAGUCAUGCCUGUUAAGCUGGCACUUCUGCUGUGUGUGAACAGCCUAAGUUGGUUCGUGGUGGCAGGAGGCUAUUCCGUGAUCUCAAACAAGUCAAGUCGAGAGGUCACCUGGACAAGGACUCUUUUGGGGAGUCUAUGCAUGUGCUUUGCGGCUGUCUUCUUGCCGUGGACCUACUACGUCGGCAUUGGCAUGAUGGAGGACUUGUCCACGCUGCCCAAGCAGCUUUCCAACUUCCGGAUCCAGGAUGCGGAAAGCACGUGCUGCUCUCGACGGCAUAUCCAUCCAGAGACCCAGCAGGUUGUCCCCUGUGAUCGGGAAUUGGUGUUUGCAACUCUGCAGCAGUGGUUUGGCCGGCCAGGCGAUGCGCCCGGCAAGUAUUUGGUGGACUUCAACCUCCUCGUGCGGAAGGAGCUGGCCCCGUCAGUGCUAAAGUCUGUUGGCCGGGACCACCUUCCUGUCUGGUACACUCUGUACAUGGCGGUCAGCGGCAGCACGCCUUUUUUGUCAGACUGCAUCUCUCUGUUGGCCAAGGGGCCACCCGCCAACUUGUCCAGUGGUGGGACUGUUAUUUGGGGCACACGUACUUUCAUAAGUUUUGCGUACGUCCCUGUACUCGCAAUCCUGGCCACUAGAUUGAAUCUGUGCUUUUGCUGGCAUGGGUUCCGGAUGGCACACCAUUCCGCCUGUCGAUCGAGAUUCUGUCUGGCAGUUCUGCUGUCACAGCUUGGAGUCAUAAUUAUUGCUACUUUCUGGGCGCUCUUUUUCAUCUCCUCAAAUCAUGUUGAAGCAAGCAGUUGGAUCCCUAUCGUGCCCUUUCUCUUGCUUUUGGCAACAACAGCGAUACUUUUUCGUACUGGCUGCAUUUGA
Messenger RNA from Symbiodinium natans, 1524 nucleotides. The record is from the annotation of a GenBank genome assembly. NCBI's taxonomy places the organism in Eukaryota, Dinophyceae, Suessiales, Symbiodiniaceae.